AUGCGGUUAGACGAUCUACGAACCCCACCCCUGGCCCUCGUCCUCGCCCUCGGCGUGGACGACGUGCAGGAAGCAAAGAUUAAGGAUGUUUUCGCUCAUUCGCGUCCGCCGAUGGAAUUAAUCUCUCGACCGUGUCUCGACGACGCAAAGGACGCACUGAAGAGCCGAGGGCGGAAGCGAAGUGUGCGGGCAUCUCUGAGGGAAUCUCGCGGGGGGGCGGGAGCGUCGGGGGUGAGACUGGACGCGAGUGGGGGCGAAUACGCGGAUCAACGCGCGCGCGGGACGAGUUCGGACUCGACCACCGAGCUGGGCGGACAUCGACGAUCGGUGAAUUUGCGUGGGAUUUUGCGACGGAGGUGGUUGACGAAACAUCGAAGGGAGAGAGCGUCGGUGGUGAUGGCGGUGAUCGAGAACGAGUCGCUGGAGAACGAGGUGGGCACGAGACGUGCGCUCGAGAGUUCGUUGGAGCGCUUGUACGGAUUGGCGCACAACGCGGGCGCGGCGUGUUGCGUCGUCGUCGUCGCGCGUGGGCCGGGUUUACCGGAUUACUUGCCGGAGGAUAAGGCUGUGGUGAUCAGGCAGACUUUGAGGGUGGAUAAUCGAUCAAUCGUGACGCUGAACACGGCGCAAGGGCAGGAUUGGAGUCGCGCUGCGCGCGUAGCGCAGGAGCUGUCGGUGAAAGUGUACGAGGGCGAGUGCGAGCGUAUGACGGCGCUCUCCGAGGAAUCGGCGUGUCCAGCGGCGCUCAGGGUACGGUACAUGUUCAAAGCUGGGGCGUACGCGGAGUUUAGAGGGGAUUGGACAACAGCGGCUCGACGGUAUCGAGCGUCGUAUGAAGCGAUUCCAAACGUGACGCAAGACAUGUCCCCGCAAGACAUCAUCGAGACGCUCGAGGUGAGCGAGGUCUUACAUGUUAAGCUAUGUGUGUUACUUCUGCACAGUGGUUCUCCCACGGAGGCGGUGCGUCAGAUCGAGGAGCACAUGCGACGAUGGUCGAAGUCUCCCCUCAAGGCGUUACCGCGCGAGGCGCUGCCGAUGUUUCAUCAGUGGCGUGCGACGCAAUACGACGUCUUUGGAGACUUGCUCGACGCCCGUAUGCCAUCACCCGCUCCCAUGGGGACGCCUCGCACGCAUCUUCCGGCAUUUUACUUUCACGCCGCGGCUCGAUGCUCGGUGGAGAGGCGUCGAGCUUUCGACGACGUCGCUGACGCGAGCGACGCCCCGACGCUGGACGUCAAGGUUGAGCCCGGAUCCUUCGUGGGACAGAUGAAAAUCGCUGGCACAGAUGACGAGCCACUAAGCGCGGAGCAAUACGUGGUGUACCUUCGCGUGAAGGAUACGCGAGACGACAUCUCACGCGAGACAAUUGAGCUCCUGACCAAGGCGCACGAGCACUACAAGACGAACGCGGCUGGUCUUAUCGGCGCUCGAUCCUUCGCUGCACUCAUAUGCGAACUCGCCGACGAGUAUCUACACGCCGGAGAUUACGAGAGCGCACAAAAACUCUUCAACACCGUCGCGGUGGUGUACAGGCGCGAACAUUGGAAGGAACUCCUCUGCUCAGUCCUCAUGAACCUCAAGGCGUGCGCUACGGCGCUUCGAGACGAAGAAGCGUACCUGAACAUCUGCCUCGAAAUGGCGGCCCUAGGAGACGAGACUACCGAGCACGCCGCGGCGGCGCUUGCGGCGGCGCUCGCGGCGAUGAAUGAAGCGUGCGAUGAGGACGAGGACACUCCGACGAUCACAUGCGAGGAGAAUCUCGGGAAUUUGUUCAUCCUCAAGGCUGGUUUCUCGAGCGUCGAUUGCGUUCCGGGAGAACCCGUGCAAUUCCACGUCGCGCUUAGAUCCAACCUCGCUGGCGAUGUUAAGGUAACGCACAUCGACGUUGACUUCACAGAACCCGACGCAUACGAGUGGAGCGAUUCAACACCUCGAACACUUCGCUUGAAGGAGUGGAAUAAGCUAUCAUUCGAAGUGGUACCAAAGUGCGGACACAUAUGCGAAGCGUACUCCCUGACGCUGACGCUAGAUUCCGGAUACGAACUCGUGCUGCCGAUCAACAAUCAGACGAGUGAUUGCACUGCAGCGAAUCGGGAUUAUGAGAGCUUACCGGCGUCUGUUCUGAAAACGCGAAUCAAGACGCACGUGCUCGAUGUGAGCGAUGCGCCGCCUCGUGCGACGAUUUCCAUAAGGACGCCCGACGGACCGGCACUCGUAGGUGAGAUGUCUCGCGUCGUCGUCACCGUCAUGAGCGUCGCAGACGAGCUCGAAGAAGCUGAGCUUGUUCUCGCGGUGACUGAAAACGACCAGCCUUCGAAACAUGUGCAAAUUCUCACUGACGAAGGCGACGAGAUCAAAGCGGGUAAAAUUAUCAUCGGCGACGUAGCGCUGCACGCGAAGUGGACCGGGAUGAUUUGCCUAAGAUGGACGGGUGAGUGUCCUCCAGCGGCACUGCAUGCGUCGCUCACGGCGAAACGAACAGGCGCACGCAUGACGGAGAAGUUCAAAGACAAGCCGCGAACGGCGCCCGUGGAAAAUGUCGCGCAAAUCUCAUGUGAUGAUCCAUUCGUCGUGAAGAGAGCGUACCUCCCGGCGUAUCGACAAUCGCCGUUGGUUCUUCAAGAGGACAAAUGUUCAAAGUCGCCACCGCUGGGAACAAUGUUGGCCACUCUUCACGUCGGUGGUCCGACCGAAAUUGCGUUGGACGGAGUGCAGAGCUACGAUACGAAGGACGCUUCCAACGAAGCGGCGGUUACGAAAACAGAAACGAGCGUCGACGCGACGCUUCAGAAAGGGGACGCCUUUCUUCACAUCAUACCACUUCGGGCACAGGAACACGGAGAGGACUCCAUUCGCGUGAAGUGGCAUCGAGCGCACGGCGACUCGAGGUGCAAAGACGGCAUUCCGACCAUCAUUUUGAACGAGUAUCGGUUACCAAACGUGACGGGUUCAAAGCCUCCGCUCGUCGUUGAGCUCAAGUGUCCACCGAAGCUCUUCAUUGGCGAGCCAUUCACGUAUGAAGUUCGCGUGACGAACACGACGACCUUGAAUCACGACAUCAAGAUCGCAGUUACCGAUAGCGCUGGAUUUGUGUUUUCGGGCUACAGACGCACGACAAUGUAUGUGCCUCCGCUGUCGAACGCGUCUCUGUACCUGCUGCUCGUGCCUGUUAGCACCGGAGAGAUGAUGCUUCCCGAACUCGCUCUGAGCGCAGAGAGAUUAUCAGCAAAGUUUGUGCCGCCGAUUGAAUCGAGACGAGUGUACGUGCGUCCCACACACUAG
Molecule: messenger RNA, 3282 nt
Organism: Ostreococcus tauri
Lineage: Eukaryota; Viridiplantae; Chlorophyta; Mamiellophyceae; Mamiellales; Bathycoccaceae
Product: Foie gras liver health family 1
Exons: 1
Coding region: 1-3282 (1093 amino acids)
Source: RefSeq, a predicted model, not a curated record